CUUGGUUGGGGGUAAAAGUCCUCAGAAUUGCCAUUCUUUCUGCAGAAACUGUGGGCGGGACUGGACAGGAGGAAUUAAAAAGGGCGGGCAAGCCGCAUGUAAGAGAUGCUUCUGUAAUGUAGAGGCGGAAAGAGCACAGCACCUUGGGCGAGCGACAACCUUGUGGGUGGCAUCAUUGGAGAGCAGUCCCCUCCGCGUCUUGUCCGCCACCCCCUACGCCCAAGCCUCACCACCUCGUACUCACGGAUCCCCUCUCCUAUUGGUUUCACUUUCCUAUUCUCUGCUGGCUCCAAAUUCCAAGACGACCCUUCUUCACCUUCUGAUUCCUCUUUUUGUAUGGAAGGAAACUAGGACUGGGAAAAUCGCGCUGAGUCACCACAUUUGGCGGCCAGUCCAGAACAGCUGGAACAGAGUGCCUCCUGAGGGGCCACAGGCCAGCCUCCACCCCUCCAACAGCAAGUCCUCACGUGACAGCCACCCCAGGAGCCAGCUUCAUGGAACAGACACAGAGAGUCCUGAGCCGGCCCCCUCCUGUCUCCGCUUCCCAACCCAGGAAGAGAAGGACAUUGGUGCGAUCUUUCUUUUACAAGGUCUCUUGGAAACUGAGGUUGCGGAAACAGGAACCUUUGAAGAAUGUGUUUUUCAUCUUGGCAGAAAGAGCCCAGGAUCCUAAUGCUAAAAAGCGUCAUCUGGCAAUGAGAGGCCUGGGCACCUUGGCCCGUGAAGCCCCUGACAAGCAGGUGAGAAAGUACAAGAAAGUUUUCCUUGCCCUCCUGGUACAUGGGCUGUAUGACCCCGUGAGUUCUGACGUUAUCCACGAGAGCAUGAAGACUCUGACCAUCAUGCUGGGCAAGAUCCAGGGCCAACGCCUGGGCUCCUUCUUCGUAGAUAUCACUCUUCAGACCAGGGCUCUAUUGGAUGAUGAGAACGACGGUGUGCGGUACUUGGCCUUUGUUCUGUUUGGGCAAUUGGCUGCAUUUGCUGGGCGGAAAUGGAAGAAAUUUUUCACUGACCAGGUUAACCAGACACAAGAUUCCCUCCUGACCCAUUUACAGGACAAAAGCCCUCAGGUGGCCAAGGCUUGCAAAACGACUGUGCGAGCCUGUGUUCCGUAUCUGAAACCCAGAAAAGAGCAGCGUUUCCAGAGUGAAGAAGAUAAGCGCAACCCCAGACUUUCCCGGCAGCUGAGCCAUUAUCAUCCUGAGGUCCUGCUGUUCUUCUAUGCCAAUAAAAUCCUCUAAGUCCAGAGCGGCAGAGAAAAUGGCCCCAUGUGAGUGCCCUGCUCCGGGCAUCCCGUUCCCUCUGCUCUGUCUCACUGGGUACCUCUUUGACUCUGCUCAUAUGAUAGUAACAAGAGAGGACGUCAGAGAGCUACUGAGGGCAAAAACAAUCUCCUGGAAGUGUAUCUCUGCACUCAAAGUAAAAUUCUCCAUUACUUUCACGGAUCUCAUUUCUUCCCUAAACAAACAAAUUUGUUUAGAGGUAUAUGCUUCCUUUUCUAAAUUGCGUGCAUGCGUGUGUGUGUAUGCCUGCACAUAAAUGUGCGUGAUUGUAGAGGUGAGAACAACCUCAAAUACUGUUCGUCAGGUAUAGUCCACCUUUCCACUGAAAAAGGGUCCUCAAACAGCCUGGGGCUUGUAGAUUAGGCUAGCCUUGAUGGCUGGUAAGCCCCCAUUAUAACUACACUCUGGUAAACCCAGCUUUUUUUUUUAAUUCUCUCAUAUAUUAUGUCGCUCAUAUAUUAUAUC
Microtus oregoni (creeping vole) is the source of this 1748-nucleotide messenger RNA. RefSeq names its product maestro (gene Mro). The transcript has 7 exons. The record is from RefSeq and is a predicted model, not a curated record. Gene Ontology annotation, cellular component: cytoplasm. NCBI's taxonomy places the organism in Eukaryota, Metazoa, Chordata, Mammalia, Rodentia, Cricetidae. Bases 495 to 1241 code for a protein of 248 amino acids.